Molecule: messenger RNA, 1443 nt
Organism: Exophiala spinifera
Lineage: Eukaryota; Fungi; Ascomycota; Eurotiomycetes; Chaetothyriales; Herpotrichiellaceae
Exons: 2
Coding region: 1-1443 (480 amino acids)
Biological process (GO): regulation of DNA-templated transcription
Molecular function (GO): zinc ion binding; DNA-binding transcription factor activity, RNA polymerase II-specific
Source: RefSeq, a predicted model, not a curated record
AUGGUCUAUGUUGGUAAACCGUCAAGAGCCUGUGCUCACUGCAGGAGAAGAAAGCUCCGGUGUGAUCUUCGUAGCCAGGCUUGCGGCCAGUGUGUGAGGGCAGGCUUAGUGUGUGGAGGCUAUCGUGACCCAAACCAGCUCAGGAUCCAAGAUGAAAGCGAGGCGACGCGGCAAAGAGCCAUGGUCGGCGUGCAUAAAACCAUCCCGCCCAGGAUUCGGAUACCGCUAGAUGAGAAGGCCAAGAGCGCCUUCUUCUCCCACUAUGUGAUCGGCAUGGGCAGGACAUAUGAUGUCCUCGAACGUAUCGACACCCGCGCUUCACCAGAGCGGCAUCUAACUGCUAGUGUUGAUGCAGUCAGUUUAGCCUUUUUCCAUUUUCAAUAUGCUUUACCCGAGGCUUCAUCACUUGCGCGUCAGAAGUAUCUGUCGGCUUUACCUCUUGUCAACAGUGCUCUGAGGUCGCCCCAACAGAUAGCAAGUGAUUCGACACUACUUUCCAUCCUCUUUCUGGACCUGUAUGAGAAGAUAAUGAACAAUGAUCCAAGAUCAUCCGAAGCAUGGAUGUCCCACGUCAGGGGAGCUUUGGCAUUGUUCAAAUAUCGAAAGCGGCAGCAAUUUCAGACUUACGUCGGGCGGCGUUUGUCGGUGCGCCUUUUCACAAACAUGUUGAUCAGCUGUGUUGGAGCGGGUGAACCUGCUCCAGUAGCCUUGCUUCGAUUGCGUCAAGAGGUUGCCUCGCAUAUUGACGAUACUGAUCCAAAAUGGCAGGUAACGGGUCUUGUGAUGGAAUAUACCCUACUUCGAGCCGAAAUGGACCGCAAUGCCAUGUCGAACACUGAGAAAAUCAAGCUUGCAAAACAGCUUGACCACAAAUUUAAAGUGCUAGCGGACAACUUGCCAGCGUCUUGGAUUCGCCACAGAAUCAACCUCGACAAGCAGUCCGCCGAUGUGCUUGAGCCAUAUUACGACGUUUACCCAGACUACUUCGUUGCCCAGACCUGCAAUGUCAUCCGAAUCAUGAGAAUUUGCCUGAACGAGUCUAUCAGGACGUUGUAUACAGAGAUGGCUGGGGACGGCGAAGAUGCUGAGUAUAACGCCAGAUGUGGACGGUUUGCGUCUCAGAUCAUUGACGCGAUGGCCAAGGAGAUUUGUGCUGCUGGUCCUCAGUUCGCCGGCGCCGAGCAUAUUGUGGACAAGAAGGAUGACUUCUCCCCCAUCCGUAGACUUCAUUGUUACACUCUGCUGUUCCCCUACUAUAUGGCGGCUAGGUACGCCAAUCCCGAGACGAACAUCCUUCCAUGGGUUCUCAACCAACUAAGAUCAAUGGCGAGCAAUCCUGGUAUUCUACAUGCUCAACGAAUCAGCAAGUUGCUGGAAAGUGGAGAGAACAUCCCGCCUUGGUCAGUCUAUUGCAUACUGGGAAGUUAUGCGUUUGCUGCGUAG